Stomoxys calcitrans (stable fly) is the source of this 798-nucleotide messenger RNA. RefSeq names its product nematocyst expressed protein 4. Lineage: Eukaryota; Metazoa; Arthropoda; Insecta; Diptera; Muscidae. The transcript has a single exon. The coding region runs from base 70 to 681 and encodes 203 amino acids. The record is from RefSeq and is a predicted model, not a curated record.
CAUUGCCAGUUUAAAAGAAAUUCUCAAGUGAUACAGACGUUAACACAAAGUAAUAGAGCAUAAGCGAAAAUGAAUCGCUUUCAAUGGGUUUUAAGUAUUCUUUUGAUUACUGGCCUUUUCAUGGGCAUGCGAGCCGAUAGUGAUAGUGAUAGUGAUAGCGACAGUGGCAGCAACAGUUCGGAAAGUAAUGAAAGCAAGAAACAUGGUAAACAUCAUAAGGGAAAACACGAUCAUUCGCCACCACCACCGCCACCACACCCAGCCUAUGGUCCCCCACAUCCUUAUCCAUACAAUCAACCGGUGUAUGUGCCGCAACCAGCACCAUCCCCUUAUCCAUAUCAGCCAUACUACUAUGGCUACCAACCUCCACCAACUCCCUAUGGUAAUCCCUAUCCCUAUGGUGGCUACUUUAAUCAGCCACCACCAGCACUGCCAGCUCAAGGUUAUUAUCCACCACCACCACCACCACAGCCAGCUCAAGGUUAUUAUCCACCACCACCACAUGCUCCAGUGGCCCCUACUCCUGCUCCUUAUCCUGGUCAAGGAGCUGUUCCAACUCAAGCACCACCUGCUUUUCCUGGCAUUCCUGGUGGAAGCAGCACCAUCAAUCAUUCUCUGAAGGUUAAUAAGGAAUAUCAAGAAGAUGGCCACCAUUAUCGUCCUGAUGGCACUCCAACAUAGGCUUUUUUCCUAACAACUUGAAAUUCGUGCAAUGGAUCAGUGCAAUAUUUUUAUACUUUCCUCUUUAUUAAAUUUAAACCAAUUUUUGAUGUCAAAUAAAAAAUUGUGUGACCAAUA